Messenger RNA from Amphibalanus amphitrite, 763 nucleotides. RefSeq lists its product as uncharacterized. The record is from RefSeq and is a predicted model, not a curated record. The coding region runs from base 264 to 680 and encodes 138 amino acids. NCBI's taxonomy places the organism in Eukaryota, Metazoa, Arthropoda, Thecostraca, Balanomorpha, Balanidae. The transcript has 3 exons.
GCCGCUCUUCAGCCGACUUCAGCCGCCCUGCAAGCGCUUCAGUGUGCUCUACAAGAGCGUCAGUCGGUCUCACUCUGCUCUACAAGAGCCUCAGCCGCUCUCAGUCUGCUCUACAAGAGCCGCAGCCGCUCUCAGUUUGCUCUACAAGAGCCCAAGCCGCCUUCAGUCUGCCCGACGAGCGCGGCAAUCUCUUUCGGUCUGCCCUUCAACUGUGCUCGGCGUGAUCUUCGGUCAACGUCUCCAGCUUCUUCCGUCCACACAGCAUGGAUUUCUCGGUCCAAGAGAUGUUUGCUGAGCUGCAGGACUUCGAACAGAGUCUGAAAAUGUCGGAGCUGAUGGGUGAAAGGACUGAGGACAUGUCGUCGCUUCUGCCGAGUCCUGGGUAUGGGACCAUCGACUGCGAUCUUCUGUCUGCGUUCAAAGUGGAUCCAGUGGAGGUGGCGCAUACCCCGCAUGCCAGACCUUCCCCCGCUACUGUCACCCCCACCGGGGGCAGCCGAGCCCCCACCAGCCCCGUUCGGCGCCCCAGUGGUGACCAUCGCAGCAGCUCGAGCUGGAGUCUCAGCUCCCUGAUGCACACCGCUCAACUGAGGUCGCUGAAGGCCCGGGUGCCGCCGAGGUUGCCUCGCAUCAGGAUCAGCCGCUCGGGACCUACCUGGUCUUCUACUGUGGUAUUCUGAAGAGAUCGUUCUUCCCUUGCAAAGAGCUGGGCUGCAGUGUGGGAUCAUACGAGCCAGCGUGGGGCCACUGAGAUGGUGUGAGG